Staurois parvus is the source of this 306-nucleotide messenger RNA. NCBI's taxonomy places the organism in Eukaryota, Metazoa, Chordata, Amphibia, Anura, Ranidae. The record is from the annotation of a GenBank genome assembly.
UCAUGCUGCUGCCAGGUCCAGAGUGUGUCAUGGGUCCCUGUACGGCCUCCCAUUGCUGCUGUCUCCAUCGCCACACUCUGCCAUGUGCCACUUUCAGGUCUCCUCACACUGCUGGUGGGUUCCAUUUUGUCAUAGGGUGCUGUCCAGCAGUGUGUCAUGGGUCCCUGUACGGCCUGGCAGACCUCCCAUUGCUGCUGCCAGGCCCGUAAUCUGCCAUGGGCCCCCGUACCGACUCCUCAUGCUGCUGCCAGGCCCGUAAUCUGUCAUGGGCCCCUGUACCGCCUCCUCAUGCUGCUGCCAGGUCCA